AUGUCGAAAGGUACGUCAUCGUCGUUUCGCUCACCUCGCCGGGAAGUGAAGGAGCGCAUCUUGUCAGCCGAGCUGUCGGACCAGAGCGUGCUUUCCCCCACAAACGGUGGUGCCCGUUGGAGGUUCAAUGGUAACGGUCAACUUGUAGAUUCUGCGUCAGCCGGAUGGGAGCUAGCCGAGGAAAUUGGCAAAAUGCGCGUCGGGGGAGACGACGAUAGUACCAAUUCUCAGCUGCAUACGCCACCGCCCUCCAAGGGCAAUGGCCUUUCUCAGUUUCACGAGGUGUCACCGAUGGAGACGUCCUCUGAGACGAGCCUCGAGUCGGGUUCUUCCAGCACCCUAGAUCACACGGCCAGCGCGUUGUCCCACUCGCGCGAAUCGUCUGCGGAUACGACCGCCAGCCAGACGCUCCGUGGGGCGCCUAUAACAUCCAUGAAGGUAGGCGCAGUGGGCGAGUCCAGGAACAGACCGCAUUCCUACAGCGGCGGGCUGUCCAGCACGGAUCUCACCCGUCUCCAGCAAGCCGGUGGCAGCCCAGGGAACAGGGAGUCGUGGUCCUCGUCCAACGGGACUCCCGACAGGCAGACUCAAGCGGACCAGCCGUCAUACCCGUCGUUGACUGUGCACACUGGCGGCGCUCGCCCUCAGGAUCUGUCCCACUUCUCUCAGCUCGCGUCGCCAGGAUCUCGACCCGAUGAUCAGUCCAUCGACUACCAGGCGCAGCAACGUCAAUUCAAUGCGAUGCAGCAAGGACCUGCUGUGGGACCAGGUGGAGGCGUGCCUUCGUUUGUCCCCGGGAGACCUAACAAUAUGUACCGCCAAGCACCUCGUACGUUCAACCCGACGCUGCCGCCUGUCAUGCCCAGUCCGACCAACUUCGCGUAUCCUGCCCCGCCGCCGCCCAUGCCCCUCGGUAACCAGCAGCAAUUGUACGAGAUGAUGCUCCCGACUCCACCUCUUGACAAUCCGGCCAUGGCUCGGCUGCAGCAGCAAGGACCUUUCCGCGCGACUCACCAACAUUCUACGUCCGAUCCCGCUGCCAUCCGUGACCCUGCCGCGCUUGCACUCCUCAAUAGCAACAUCCAGGCCUUCGCCGCGAGUCAAAUGUACCCUCCGGCUAUGCCGCCUCCAGCUGCAUUGUCGAUGUUUGCUAGCCAGUUCUACGGCACUCCUCAGGAUGCCUACGCCUCUCCUGACAUGGCCGCCCAGAUGAUGGCUCGACUGCAGUCGCAGUAUGGCGGUGCUUACGGAAUGCCUAUGCCUGGUCAAAAUGCUGGCGUCGCCAACCCGAACGCUCCCGGCAACGCGAGUCCGCAGGGGUUGUCUGCGGUAGGUCCAGGAGGUACGGGCCCUAGCGCAAAUAAUCGCAAGCUAGGAUUGUACAAGACCGAGUUGUGUCGGAGCUGGGAGGAAAAGGGUACCUGCCGCUACGGUGCCAAAUGCCAGUUCGCGCAUGGCGAAGACGAACUGCGCAAAGUCCAGCGUCAUCCUAAGUACAAGACGGAGAUAUGCAGGACGUUCUGGGUGUCCGGUUCGUGCCCCUAUGGCAAGAGGUGCUGCUUCAUACACACGGAGCUUCCUGCUUCUGGUGCGCCGCCAGGCGCAGACGGAGCUCCGCCGCCUUCCAACCUACAUGGACGUGACCGGUCUGGCAGCACCAACAGCGACCCGAAUGAACAAUCUACCUCUCUGCUUGCGCGCAUCACUGCCCGGCGGUCCCAGGAGAUCCCUGUCGGCUCCAACGGUGGCAGCGGCAAUACGACGCCUCCGUCAGCGACGUAUUCAACGCGGCCUCGCUCGUUGCACGUGGACACCAGCAUUCUGGACUCUGCAGCCAGUUCGAAGCAGAACAAGUCUGCGUACCCGACGUUCGCUCACAACGGUAUCUUGAGGCCUGCUGGCGAAGAGGUUACCGCUAGAUCCCCCGGUCCUGUCACCGCUGGGCCAGACUUCGGUAGACAUACCAGCGCCAGGCUCGACAUUGUUGGCACACAGCGGCACAAAAACGCUAACUCGAACUCUAAUGUGCGCAACUCGUUCAACGGGGGCGAUAUGCAGCUCGAUUUCAGCGCCACUCCCACCGCGACGAACGUAUCCAAUCAGUUGGGUUCUCCUGAGGCUCCGAAGCCGUCGUCCAGGAUCAAUGGACAUGUUCGAUCGGGCAGCGCUGGGAACUGGGGAAGCGCAACUCGCGCCAAUCACCUCGCAGCCUACCCUCUCUCGUCCAUCCCCGGCGGUGAAUUGAAGGCAAAUUCACCCUGGGCCGACUACUCCGCUGGUUCUCGUCUCGCGGAGCAAAACUGGACGUAG
This is a messenger RNA of Fomitopsis serialis, 2310 nucleotides long. RefSeq lists its product as uncharacterized. Bases 1 to 2310 code for a protein of 769 amino acids. The record is from RefSeq and is a predicted model, not a curated record. The transcript has 4 exons. Gene Ontology annotation, molecular function: mRNA binding; metal ion binding. NCBI's taxonomy places the organism in Eukaryota, Fungi, Basidiomycota, Agaricomycetes, Polyporales, Fomitopsidaceae.